UUAAUAAUGACUCAGAAGAUUCUUAUAGUUGCAGUGUCCAUUCUUUGUGCAUCUAGUGUCUCUGCCGCUGCCUGUUUAAAAGGAAAUUCCAAAGGCAGAGUAUUCACGCAAAGGAGGGAUAACUGUAACUCUUCCAUUCUUGAAAUUGAAAUUCAGGAACAUUUAAAAUCCUGGAUCACUACGCUGCUCAUUCCAGCAUUUUAUGCCAUGGUGCUUAGCUUCGGCCUUCCAGCAAAUGGCCUUGCCUUAUGGGUGUUUGUAUUCAAAAUUAAAAAGAUGCCAUCAACACUUCUCCUGCUUAACUUGGCUGUUGCUGACAUGUUGUUUAUGAUGGUCUUACCAUUUAAGAUCAUUUACCACUUUAGUGGCAACAACUGGAUUUUUGGUGAGACACUAUGCAAAAUAGUAACCUCGGUGUUCUAUGGAAAUAUGUACUGUUCUGUCUUCUUCCUAAUGGCCAUAAGUAUUGAUCGCUACCUUGCUUUAGUACAUCCUUUCUCUUCAAAAAGUUUGCGAGGAUGGAAGGCGUCCAUAACAAUUUCUGUUGGAAUAUGGCUUGUAGUAGCUUCAGGAACAUCAAUCUUCCUCAUAGUUCCACAAACAAAAAAAAUUCAUCAACCAAGCAUUACAACGUGUCAUGAAAUACUGGCAACCUGUGUAGGAUACGAAUGGUACAAGCAGUAUUUUCUUGGUCUUUUUAUUGUAGGAUUUGCCAUCCCUUUGCUUGUAAUUUUGUUCUGUUAUCUCCCAGUUCUUGUUGUACUGACAAGGAUGAAGGAAGCUCACCGGAAUGUAAAACUUUUGAUCUUUUUGGUACUUCUCACAUUUAUUGUUUUCUUCACACCAAGCAACAUUCUGAAUUUAUUUCAUUAUACAGAGAAGGACUGGGAGUGUGAAACCCGUCUCUACAUGUGGUACCUGGUUGCUUUGGCAAUGACUUCAGUCAACAGUUGUAUAGAUCCAUUUCUCUAUUAUUACACGUCACAAAACUUCAGUAAGGUUGUUAAACAGUCACUCUUUGGUGAAAACAGCACGUCUUUAAAAAGUACAAAACUUGCAGUUUCUUCUGACAAUAAAGAGGGUGGUAGGAACUGAGGGUUAACAUAAGUAAUCUAUUACACCAAUACUGAAAAAUUAACAUUUAAUGCCUUUUUUUCACAAAAAUGUCUUUACCUCAUAUUUGGAAAACUACUUAUUUUAAUACAGUAGGCCGGGGCCAGUUGCCUGCCCAAGAAUAAUUUAGAUUAUUUUGUUAUCAUGGUUUUACAUAACACUCUGAUGCCCUCAUACAUACCCAGCAUUUGGAGCUUGAGGUGGGGGAAAAACCGAUAUACUGUGUAUUGUAAUAUCAGUGAAUGAAAACAAAUUUUAUUGUUUAAAUAUCAAA
This is a messenger RNA of Spea bombifrons (plains spadefoot toad), 1387 nucleotides long. Its product is annotated as proteinase-activated receptor 4-like. Gene Ontology annotation, molecular function: thrombin-activated receptor activity. The record is from RefSeq and is a predicted model, not a curated record. Gene Ontology annotation, cellular component: membrane. NCBI's taxonomy places the organism in Eukaryota, Metazoa, Chordata, Amphibia, Anura, Pelobatidae. The transcript is spliced from 2 exons. Gene Ontology annotation, biological process: blood coagulation; positive regulation of Rho protein signal transduction; thrombin-activated receptor signaling pathway. The coding region runs from base 7 to 1095 and encodes 362 amino acids.